AUGUACCUCCGUCGAACCCUUGUCGCCCCGGGACAACAUGCUUUGAUUAUCGUUGACAAACCAUCGGCUUACGCUUCACGUUAUGACCUGACUGGUGCGAUCAAUGGGUCACAACCAAUUGCUUGCAUGGUUCUAACACCAGAUGAUCGAAAGGAAAAAGAUAUCAAAGGCGUCCGAAAACAUUUUUGUGAACGAAUGGAUUUUGAAAAAAUUAGCACCGGCAAUCAAUCGACUGGCUAUUGA
This is a messenger RNA of Didymodactylos carnosus, 243 nucleotides long. NCBI's taxonomy places the organism in Eukaryota, Metazoa, Rotifera, Eurotatoria, Philodinida, Philodinidae. The record is from the annotation of a GenBank genome assembly.